Messenger RNA from Rubroshorea leprosula, 894 nucleotides. Lineage: Eukaryota; Viridiplantae; Streptophyta; Magnoliopsida; Malvales; Dipterocarpaceae. The record is from the annotation of a GenBank genome assembly.
AAUGAUCUAAUACAGAAGAGCAAAAUGAAUGGUGCCAAAACAGUAGCAACACCCAUGUCUUCUUCGGGUUUGUCUCCUCAGAAUGGUUCUCCAACUCUCUCCGAUGCUACCGCUUACAGGAAAUUAGUGGGUUCUCUGCAGUACUUGUCCUUCACUCGUCCUAACAUUUCAUUUGCUGUAAAUAAACUAUCUCAGUAUAUGCAUUGUCCCACCGAGUUGCACUGGCAAGCAGUCAAACAUAUUCUACGGUAUCUGAAGGGCACCAUGUUCCAUGGCUUAUUGAUGCGGUCUAGCUCUAGUCUAGCUCUUCAUGCUUUUAGUGAUUUUGACUGGGCAGAGUACAGAGCCUUGGCUGCUACUUCUUCUAAGUUAGUUUGGGUACUGCAUUUGUUGAGUGAGCUUGAUCUUCAUUUUGGUACUCCAUUCGUUCUUUACUGUGACAAUGUUGGUUCUACAUACCUCAGCAGUAAUCCAGUCAUGCAUUCUUGUAUGAAGCACAUAACAAUUGAUCACCACUUCAUUUGUGAUUUAGUUGGCAAGAGAAUUCUUCGUGUUCCUCAUAUUGCCUCAGCAGAUCAACUUGCUAAUGGGUUGACCAAACCAUUGUCUUCCUUUCGCUUUGCCUUGCUACGUUCCAAGAUUGGUGUCGUUGAUGGCUCCACCAUCUUGCGGGGGCGUAUUAAGGAAACCUUAGAUACUGCCCCAUAAAUCAUGGCUCAAUCACACAUGAUUAUCACGAUUAUUUUGCCAAUUAUAUAUUUUGUAAUAAUUAAGAUUCUGCUCAUUAUGUAUAUUUCCUCUUUCACUAGUUCCUUCCAUAAAAGUAAAUUAGGGCUGCUACAGAUCUUGUAUAUAUAUACAUGUAAAAUCAGUGAAUAUAUAUUACAGCUUCUA